This is a messenger RNA of Dentiscutata erythropus, 488 nucleotides long. Lineage: Eukaryota; Fungi; Glomeromycota; Glomeromycetes; Diversisporales; Gigasporaceae. The record is from the annotation of a GenBank genome assembly.
AUGUCAUUAGCCGAAGAGGAGGAGCUUCAAAUCGAAAGCAAAUAUACAAAAGAAAAAAAAAUAGGAGAAGGAACUUAUGCGAAGGUUUACAAAGGGAAAGAUCGUGAAACUGGACGUGCAGUCGCUAUUAAAAAGAUUAAACUCGUACAAACAGAAAUAGGGUUUCAGGGGAUAGAAAUAUCAGCAGUCAGGGAGGUAAAAGUUUUACGAGAAUUAAGGCAUCCUAAUAUCAUCGAGGUUUAUUCUGAUUUAGAAAUGAUAAUAAAAGAUAAGAGUCUUGUAUUUAUAUCAGCAGAUAUCAAAAGUUGGAUGUUGAUGACUUUGCGUGGGUUGCAUCAUUGUCAUCGAAACUGGAUUUUACAUCGUGAUAUGAAACCUAACAAUUUACUUGUUGGUAGAGAAGGACAAUUAAAACUUGCAGACUUUGGUUUGGCGCGAGAUUUUGCAGAACCACGUAUUAAAACCAUGUCACCACAAGUUGUUACUAG